UUGUAGUCCAGUCACAAGAUCAUAAAAUAAUUGACCUGGCGUUAUGGAAAUGCUUUCAGUUAGUCCUGUAAAGAAAAAGCUUCCACAAGAUCAUAAAUAAUUGACCUGGCGUCGGAUGCGGUUUAAAUGAUGUGCAUUAUAAGUUGUAUAAUCUGCAGGCAAUGGAAACCAGGGGAAAUAUCAAUGCAUCUGCCCACAUAAUCUGCAUGUGGUUUGAAGAUAUUCCGGGGAAUUAGUUUCAUAUUAGAGGGGUUUAGGGAAGUAUUUCAACUAGAAGUAGAUAAGCACGAGGAAUUCGAUCAGACUUAGUUUUUCCUCCCUGCAAAACAUGCCUUGCUAACUAGUAAACUCAAAUUAUCUCAAAUGAAUGAUAUUUUCUUAUUUUCCAUUUUUUGGUCCCUGUUAUUUGUCAUUUUCUCAAGGCACCGAAUUCCAUGUUCCAUGACUUGGACAUGAUUGGACCAGUACAGGAUGCUAUGGUAACACAAUUGGACUCUUCUGUUAACCAAGAGGUCGCCAGUCAAGAACAUCACCAUCACUUAGAAGAGCCAGUAGGUGUUCUUGCACCAGAUCAGUCAGAAGGGCAGCAUCAUCAGCCCUAUUGUCCUUCUUUCUCUUGCGGCCCUUUCAGAAACAUAUCGUCUCCAUUUCGUCAGGCAAGUGAUCCACCUGGGUGCGGCUAUAAAUCUUAUGAGCUAGUUUGCGGUGAUACAAAGGCUACAAUUCGCAUCAACAACGUGACAUACUAUGUGUCUGCCAUCAACUACAGUGAUUCUUACUUCUGGGUAGUUGAUGCCGACAUGGAUUUAUACAGCAGCUGCCCUCUACCUCGGUGGAAUCAGCCUCCCUCUUCCUUCUGGGAAGUUGAUCACAACAUGGAAGUCGAAUUGGACCCCCUUUCACGUAGACAGUCUUGCUUUAUUAAAUGCUAUCGGGAAGUAAAGGACCAUGGUAUGUACAUGCGUGUUGCUUGCCUUAGCACCAAUGAUACUUAUGUUUACGUGUUAACUGGUUAUGAUUCUUGUUCUAUGGAGUAUCUCCAGCCUUCUUGUGGGUAUUUGGCCAUGACUCCUUCAGCUUGUGACACUCCAUUUUGUGAGUACUACGAGCUACUAGAAAAUGCAAGUUAUGUAGAUGUUGUGAAAUCCAUGAGGAUCGGAUUUGCCGUCAAAUUCCCUUUCUGGUAUGACAGGACGAGCAGAAGUAUCAAAGAGUGCAUAAUACGUCAGUUUCGCGACUUGCUGCAAGAGUGUAGUGAAGACGUCAGUAGUUGUGUUCAGCAAAUUCUUUUGGUCGAUGGAGAUUUCUGGUACUGCUCACUUCUUGCAACUGGAUUUAGUGAUGAUGCCUCAUCAAACAUACCAUUUGUCUUCUUCUCUGUCAAGUGGAUUGCUGUGCUAUGCAGGUUUGUGUUGGCACCACUGGCUGUGUUGAUCUUCCUCGCCCACAAGUAUUGGAAAACGAGGAUCACAGUCGAUGCUGUCGAGAAGUUCCUCCGAAUGCAACAGAUGCUAGGUCCAAUGAGGUAUGCCUACACUGACAUCACAGCAAUCACAAGCCAUUUCAGAGAUAAGCUCGGUCAGGGAGGCUACGGGUCUGUGUUCAAGGGUGUGAUAUUGCCAGGCAAUGUUCAUGUUGCUGUCAAGAUGCUAGAAGGCAAUCCUAACUGCAAUGGAGAAGAUUUCAUCAAUGAAGUCUCCACCAUCGGUAGGAUCCAUCACGUAAAUGUGGUGCGUCUCAUGGGAUUCUGCUCAGAUGAAAUGAGGAGAGCACUGGUUUACGAGUACAUGCCUCAAGGUUCUCUGGACAAGUACAUCUUCUCAGCCGAGAAGAGUUUCUCCUGGGACAAGCUCUCCGGCAUAGCUUUGGGCAUUGCCAAGGGGAUCGACUACCUUCAUCAGGGUUGUGACAUGCAGAUUCUGCACUUUGAUAUCAAGCCACACAACAUCCUUCUUGACAACAAUUUUGUCCCUAAAGUUGCUGAUUUUGGUCUCGCCAAACUAUACCCAAGGGACAACAAUUUUGUGCCAUCGAGAGCCCUACGGGGAACUAUUGGGUACAUAGCUCCUGAGAUGAUAUCACGGAGCUUUGGUGUCAUAUCGAGCAAGUCUGAUGUUUACAGCUUUGGGAUGCUGUUGUUGGAGAUGGCUGCAGGAAGAAGGAACGCCGAUCCGAAUGCAGCGAACUCGAGCCAAGCAUACUACCCAUCAUGGGUGUAUGAUAGACUAACUGAACAAGAAGUGUGUGAGAUAUCUCCCGUUGCUGGCAUGCAUGAGUUGGAGAGGAAGCUGUGCAUCGUUGGACUAUGGUGCAUCCAGAUGAAGUCUAAUGACAGGCCGACGAUGAGCGAGGUCAUAGAGAUGCUGGAAGGUGGCUUCGAAGGCCUGCAGAUGCCUUCCAGGCCAUUCUUCUGCGACGACGAGCACACCACUGUUCCGGAUUCUUACCCUUUGUUAUCCGAGCUGACCGAGAUCUCGGAGGAGGAUGAGAUCUCAGAUUCUUAUGUUUCCCGGGUCCUAUGAACUUCUAUGUGGAAACAUGUAAUAAAAUCUAGCAGUUAAAGAGGAUAUAUAACUCCAAUUGCUUAAUUGGUAGUAGAAUCUAGAAUGUAAUCAUCUUUCUGGAAGACACAUAUUAUCCGAAUAUAUGAAUAACAACUUGUGAAAGCUGAAGUGUUA
Triticum dicoccoides is the source of this 2678-nucleotide messenger RNA. RefSeq names its product rust resistance kinase Lr10-like. Bases 435 to 2522 code for a protein of 695 amino acids. Gene Ontology annotation, biological process: protein phosphorylation. The record is from RefSeq and is a predicted model, not a curated record. Gene Ontology annotation, molecular function: protein kinase activity; polysaccharide binding; ATP binding. The transcript is spliced from 4 exons. Lineage: Eukaryota; Viridiplantae; Streptophyta; Magnoliopsida; Poales; Poaceae.